AUGAGUAGAUACAAUUAUGCAUCUGGGGCGAAUUACGUCAAAAUACUCGAACAGAUCGGGGCUGACCUCACCGGAGUAUCGGAUUACCAUUUUGAAACGGAGAGUUCGAUUGAAUUUAUAGUUAUGCAUGAUCAAAUUGAUAAGUUCAAGGAAUACUUAACUCAAAAUUCAAUAUCUGGUGAUAUUUUUCUCGAAAUUCCUAAUUUCUGGUACAAUGCUUAUCACGAUGAUGGAUAUUAUGCAGAGUUAUCACUAAUUGAAGCAUGUGCCUACUUUGGAUCUGUUAAUAUUUUUUAUUUCUUGAUUUCGAAUCAAAUCAGUAAAAUAACUGAAUGGUGUCUUAGCUACUCAGUAAUUGGAGGAAAUCAAGACAUCAUCAACGAAUGCUUGAAAGAAAAUAAAAUGGAUAUUGAUUGUCUCAGAAGCAUUAUAAGAUCACACAAUCACGAAUUACUUGAAUAUGUUUUAGAUAGAGAGAUUUUCGAGCUUGAUGAUUUAUACGGUGAGGAUUGGAAAUCGGGAAAAGAAAAUAAUUGUAUGGGAGAUGCAAAUUAUAGACCUAUUUAUAAAGAUAUCAUCAGAUUUCAAAACCUUAAUGCUGUAUUUCUUCUAUUCAAAAGGAAUAAAUAUUACAUCUUUCCAUGGGGUGCUGCAUUUCCGCAAACAAUAGAUAUUUUCAAAAACAAUACAUUUUCUAACAAACAUAAUCGCACUAAAUGUGGAAUUAUUUAUUUUGCAUGUAGAUCGAAAAAUUCUGAUAUUUGCAGAUUAUUACUUGAGUCAUACAAUCAAAUUAUAGUCAACAAUAAACAGGGUAUAGAUAUCAAUGAAAAAGAUGAUGAUGGAGAAACCGCUCUUCAUUUUGCAGCAUUAAAUAAUAAUAGAGAAAUAGCCGAACUUCUUAUUUCACAUGGUAUAAAUAUCAAUGAAAAAGAUAAUAAUGGACAAAAUGCACUUCAUAUUGCAGCAUUAAAUAAUAGUAAAAAAACAGCCAAACUUCUUAUUUCACAUGGUAUAAAUAUCAAUGAAAAAGAUGAUGGAAAAACCGCUCUUCAUUAUUCAGCAUUAAAUAAUAGUAAAGAAACAGCCGAACUCCUUAUUUCACAUGGUAUAAAUAUCAAUGAAAAAGAUAAUAAUGGGAAAACUGCACUUCAUUAUUCAAUGGAAAAUAAUUGUAAAGAAAUAACACAACUUCUUAUUGCACAUGGUGCAAACAUCAAUGAAAUAAGAAAAUUCUAUUAA
Molecule: messenger RNA, 1242 nt
Organism: Trichomonas vaginalis G3
Lineage: Eukaryota; Parabasalia; Trichomonadida; Trichomonadidae
Product: protein ubiquitination
Exons: 1
Coding region: 1-1242 (413 amino acids)
Molecular function (GO): protein binding
Source: RefSeq, a predicted model, not a curated record